Messenger RNA from Acanthochromis polyacanthus (spiny chromis), 3062 nucleotides. RefSeq names its product mitochondrial poly(A) polymerase (gene mtpap). Bases 16 to 1761 code for a protein of 581 amino acids. Gene Ontology annotation, molecular function: poly(A) RNA polymerase activity. The record is from RefSeq and is a predicted model, not a curated record. Lineage: Eukaryota; Metazoa; Chordata; Actinopteri; Pomacentridae. The transcript has 9 exons. Gene Ontology annotation, cellular component: mitochondrion.
GGCAGAGCCAAGCGCAUGCGCCUUUUUGCUUCAAUCUUAACAGCAAUGGCGUCCUCCUUUGCAGUGUGCAGGUUACAUAUGAGAGGAAGGGUUGGCCUGUUGAAGUCCUUACAGAAACCUGACACAUUUCUUCAACGAAGUAUUGGGACAGACAUCGUUGCUGCUCAAGCUGAGGCUCCUCCGAGAGACGGAAGCGAUGAAAAGGAUGGAUACAAGUUUUUACACGCUCUGCAGGUGGAGAGACAAGAGCAGGCAGAAAGAUCUGUUCUUAUCAACUGCCAUUCCAGAACCAAUGAGAAGAAGUUCCUCAAGUAUUUAUCAAAGCACGGAGACAUUAAGAAAUACUUCUUUUAUGAAAGCUAUGGCCUGUACGCUGUUGUGGAGUUUGCCAAGCGGGAAGAUGUUGCCUCUUUACUUGAAAGAGCUGUCAUCCCCAAUGUCAACCAUGAGUCCAUGGUGCCUUUUAAAUCAAGACUGCUAUCCCUCAGAAACCUCAGUUUGGUGGACUUAUCAAACCAGCAGUCAGGCCUGCAGUGCCACCCUCAAACCACUAUUCCUAUCAAUGAGUUCAUAAAGAGGCUGUCCAAAGAGGAGAGUAUAGACCAGCAGAUGACGUCCCUGACAGAAGCCUAUCAGCUUACAGAGGAGAACAGCCGACUGCGUUUCCUCGUCUGCUCCCUGUUGAAGGACAUCGCUGCUGCUUAUUUCCCAGAAUGCACCAUCAAACCAUUUGGCUCAUCAGUGAAUGGCUUUGGAAAGCUUGGCUGUGACCUGGACAUGUUUCUGGAUCUGGACGGCAUCAGUGGGCGGAAUGUAAAGAUGCCAAAAUCAGGCCUGUCCCUGGAGUACCAGAUGAAGCGAGCCAACUCGGAGCGGGCAGUCACCCAAAGCAUCCUGUCCGUCAUCGGGGAGUGUGUGGACCAGUUUGGACCUGGGUGCGUGGGAGUACAGAAGAUUCUGAAUGCGCGAUGCCCUCUGGUCCGUUUUGCCCACCAGCCCUCUGGUUUUCAAUGUGACCUGACAGCCAACAACAGGGUGGCGAUGAAGAGCACAGAGUUGCUGUACCUGUAUGGAGAGCUGGACCCACGGGUGCGCAGCCUGGUGUUCACGGUGCGCUGUUGGGCCCGAGCUCAUGGCGUCACUAGCAGUAUCCCAGGGGCCUGGAUCAGCAACUUCUCCCUCACCGUCAUGGUGCUGUUCUUCCUCCAGAAGAGGAGCAUUCCCAUAAUCCCCACCCUGGAUCAUCUCCGGGACUUGGCAGGUCCUGCAGACAAGAGCGUGAUUGAAGGAAACGACUGCACGUUUGUCAGCGAUUUCAGCAAAAUCCAGCUCAAGAGCAACACAGAGACACUAGAGCAACUACUGUGCGAGUUCUUUGAGUUCUAUGCCACUUUUCCCUUCAGCAGGAUGUCCCUAAAUAUCAGAAAGGGCAAAGAGCAGAACAAGCCAGAGGUGGCCCCGCUGCACAUCCAGAACCCGUUCGAAACCUCUCUGAACGUCAGCAAGAACGUCAACGCCACUCAGUUAGACCGCUUUGUGGCUUUGUGUCAAGAGAGCUCCUGGCUGCUUCAGCAGGGGGAAACCAACAUACCCAGAGGUGGAGCCAGCAUGACCGCUGCUUGGGGACUCGCUACCCUUCUCCUACCCUCACAGGUUGCAGGGAUCAAAAGUCGCAAGAAGAGGAAACUGGAGCCAGCCAGUGAGAGGAUCAAGGGUUUGCUAGAAUCCUUAAAGAAUAAAAAUCAACCAAAGACAAGCUAAGGCCUCUAAGACAUCUCAGAAACAGUCUACAUUCUCUUAUCACUAAUUUAAACUGUAAAUUGGUGGCAGCCUCUUGGUGGAACUGUCCAGUGCCUCACCUAAAAGGUGAGAGCAGAGCAGAAGCAGCAGAUGCAGAGACUGGCUUGUAGUUCUCAACAUGGACACUGGAGGGUAUUAAUGGGACCUGUUUGUGCAUGUUUGGGACCUAAAAUAAGGGAGUGAUUACUGUGUACUUUGCUGUAGACUGUAACCCACUUUGUUGUAAUUAAAGGAGUACUGUGGAAAUAAGUCCUGCCAGAUGUUUUUUUAGGAGUUAGGACUUUAUUUUCUUAGGUUAAUUUGAUUCUAAAUCUGUGUUAUUAGAUGUUAUCAGCACAGUAGACACAUCAUUAUGGACAUAUUUUUGUCAAAUUAAUGAUACAGCAGGGGUGGAAUAAUCAAGAUUUUUACUGAAAAAUGUAUACACUUAUUAUGACCAGAGAUCUACAAUAGGCAGCUAAAGGGUCGCAGAAUACAAAUUAACAAUAUUAGCAUAGUGUACAAAGAAAUUCUACAUUUUCUUAUUCUCCAUGUGUUCUUAUAUUAAAAUCAGAAUUUGAAAAAAACUUUCCUAAACAAGAUUUUUGUUCAUGAUCAUGAGAUAAAGGGGUCUCUGUCAGUGGUGUAGUUAGUUGGUGUGUAAAUUCAUAUUAGAAGAAUGAGUGGCCUUUUGGCUAAACUCUCAUCAGCAUUUAAAAGCAUAAUUAUGAAGAGCAUAGUCAGUUUAACUUUUGUGCUUAUUGCUUCAAAAUCAUACACAUCAAAAUAGAAUUGAGUGUUAAUGGUAAUAGAAUUGAUUGAGCUCAUUUUAAUGGUUUACAGCUUGUAACUGCCUUCACUUGCUAAUGAACUGCUGCUAAUGUGUAAGACGGUAACAGUAGAUGAUUUGAACUGUUCAUUGGGUUUGACUACAAAGUUAGAAUUAGAGCUAAUCACCAAGGUAUUGUAGCUGUAGCUAAUCCAUUUAACUGGCAAGCUAAUGCUAAAAGGCUUCAAUACAACAUAGCCACUAACACACACUGAUGCUGUAAAACAUGUACCAUUUUUAAGUGCAUGCCUUUUGUCUUCAUCCAGGACCACAAUGAAGUAAGCCUUUAUUGUGUUAUCUUACCUUUUUGAUCAUUACAUGGCUUUUCUCACAAUGUAAAAUAAGCUUAAAACUAGCAAUUAUUUUAAUGUACGCUAGCCAAACAGUCAGCUUGUGUUAAUGAAUAUUUUAGUGAAGACCAAAAAUCUGAAAAUUAAAAUGAUAUAAAACAAGA